Conger conger (European conger) is the source of this 3827-nucleotide messenger RNA. It is a transcript of the gene parvaa, whose product is annotated as parvin, alpha a. The record is from RefSeq and is a predicted model, not a curated record. Bases 95 to 1213 code for a protein of 372 amino acids. Gene Ontology annotation, biological process: substrate adhesion-dependent cell spreading; actin cytoskeleton organization; establishment or maintenance of cell polarity. Gene Ontology annotation, molecular function: actin binding. Gene Ontology annotation, cellular component: focal adhesion; actin cytoskeleton; cytoplasm. Lineage: Eukaryota; Metazoa; Chordata; Actinopteri; Anguilliformes; Congridae. The transcript has 13 exons.
AUUUGGCUAACGUUAGCCAAUACAGUAGGCUAAAUUUUUAUCUGACAUUUCAUAAAAGUAGGCUAACUUUUAGUUAGCUUUUACAAGUUCAUCGAUGGCUUCCUCGCCGCAGAAAUCUCCAUCUUCUCCUAAAUCACCGACCCCAAAAUCUCCGCCUUCAAGAAAGAAAGAUGAUUCGUUUCUGGGGAAACUUGGAGGAACUUUGGCAAGAAGGAAAAAGGCAAAGGAAGUGUCGGAGCUCCAAGAGGAGGGGAUGAACGCCAUCAACCUGCCCCUGAGCCCCGUCCCUUUCGAGCUGGACCCCGAGGACACCAUGUUAGAGGAGAAUGAGGUGCGCACUAUGGUCGACCCCAACUCCAAGAAUGACCCCAAACUGCAGGAGCUGAUGAAGGUGCUCAUAGACUGGAUCAACGACGUGCUGGUGGGGGAGCGGAUCAUAGUGAAGGAUCUGGCUGAGGACCUCUACGACGGGCAGGUCCUGCAGAAGCUCUUUGAAAAGCUGGAGGGGGAGAAGCUGAAUGUUGCCGAGGUGACGCAGUCCGAGAUUGCCCAGAAGCAGAAGCUGCAGACGGUCCUGGAGAGAAUCAACGACACACUGAGGGUCUCGUCCAGGAACGUCAAGUGGACCAUUGACUCGGUCCAUGCAAAGAGCAUGGUAGCCAUCCUUCAUCUGUUGGUGGCCCUUUCCCAGCAUUUCCGAGCUCCUAUACGACUCCCAGAUCAUGUGUCCAUUCAAGUUGUAGUGGUCCAGAAACGUGAGGGAAUUCUGCAGUCUCGCCAAGUCCAGGAGGAGAUCACUGGAAACACUGAGGCUUUGUCUGGCAGACAUGAGAGGGACGCCUUUGACACUCUGUUUGACCAUGCUCCGGACAAGCUGAACGUGGUGAAGAAGACUCUCAUCACCUUUGUGAAUAAGCACUUGAACAAGUUGAACUUGGAAGUGUCAGAGCUGGACACACAGUUUGCUGAUGGAGUAUAUCUGGUGUUAAUGCUGGGUCUCCUGGACGGAUACUUUGUGCCCCUCUACAACUUCUUCCUCACCCCAGAAAACUUUGACCAAAAGGUGCAAAACGUGGCGCUGUCCUUUGAGCUGAUGCAGGACGGCGGACUGGAGAAACCGAAACCCAGGCCAGAGGAUAUAGUGAACUGCGAUCUGAAGUCUACGCUGAGGGUGCUGUACAACCUCUUCACCAAAUACAGGAAUGUUGAAUAAACAGGAGGCGCUCAGCAACACGUCUCCGGGGCAACCGGCCUUGUCAGCUGACUCCUCUCUUCACUGCGAUGGGUCUCCGUCCGCUGAUGGCACACAUAGACCGCUGUAGAUGUGAUCCGAGUAAAUAAUGUGUUACCCCUACAGACAUUUUGGGCAGAUAUCAAAUAUAGAGGUUUUUUUUUUUUGUGAUUUGAAUGUUGAUUCACCGGGUUGCUUUUCUUUUUGCGGAAAAUCCAUAAUACAGAUAGUUGUAUUGUUAACGAAAAAUAGAACAAAAUAAGUAAUUGUAGAAAUAGGUGUUGGAAAGCCAUAUUCCUAUCAAAAAUAUAUUUACAAAAAUUCCCCCGAAUUGCUGGAGGAACCCUUGAAGCUACACUCAGUGAGCACUUUAUUAGGUAGACCUGUACACCAGCUGGUUAAUUCAAAUAUUUAAUCAGCCAAUCAUGUGACAGCAGCUAAAUGCAUAAAAGCAUGCAGACGUGGUCAGUAGGUUCAGCUGUUGUUAAGACCAAAUGUCAGAAUGGGGGGAGAAAUGUGAUCUAAGUGACUUUGGCAGUGGAAUGAUUGUUGGUGCCAGACAGGGUGGUUUCGGUAUCUCAGAAACUGCUAAUCUCCUGGAAUUUUCAGGCACAACAGUCUUUAAAUUGUGCGAAAAAACAAAAAACAUCUAGUGAGCAGCAGUUCUGUUGGGCAAAAAUGCCUUGUUAAUGAGAGAGGUCAGAGGCGAAGGGCCAGACUGGUCAAAGCUGACAGGAAGGUGACAGUAACACAAAUAACCACACAUUACAACAGUGGUAUACAGAAGAGCAUCUCUGAACACACAACGCAUCAAACCUCCAAAGUGGAUAGGCUACAGCAGAAGACGUAAUAAGUCUAAAAAGUAAUAAAUACCUAAUAAAGUUCUCACUGAGUGUAUAUGGGACCAUACGAUAUGUAUGAUGGAUUUUACAUAUAUAUCUGUUCUUUUCAUUAUAAAACAGAAAACAGAUCAUUGACUGAUUUAUUGACUUAAUAUGCCUAUAAAUGUCUAUUAUAUAUAGCCUAUUUUACUGUUAAGCAUGUUAACGGUAAAAUGAAAUGAUUUGUUUUUAUGGUAUUUACAUCCUUAUAUACAUUAUCUAGCUUCUAAUGUUUUGAAAACAAAAGCUUGCUUCCAGCAGCUGUGGGUAAAUCAAACACGAGAACACACUGAGAGUGAAAAGUAUGCUAUUGCAGUGAAAUGAAAAAUCUAACUGUUAAAUAACAGAAAGGGGGCAGCACAGUCACCUCACAGUAAGAAGGCCCCGGGUUUGAAUCCCGGCCAGACUUUGCAUGUUUUCCCCGUGUCUGUGUGGGAUUUAGGCUAAUUGGAGUGUCUAAAUUGCCCGUGGGUGUGAGUGAAUGGUGUGUACAGCCUGUAUUCCUGUCUCUAACGAGGAAUAAGCUGCUUAGAUAAUGGAUGAAUGGAUGCGCUAACAGAAAUGUGCGUUUUAGCCUACAGAAUUACUUCCUUCUGUCAGAAUAGAUUGGCUCCCAGUCACUUCCUCACUAAAUUUGUAACUAAAUCAAAUUAAAUCAGUGGUUGUGAGACUCACACCCCUGGAUACCAAGAACAGUCACCUGCACUUUCAAAAAAUGGAGUUCCUGCAAUCCCACAGUGCAUUGCUCCCUUUUGCAGGACUCAUGUUUUUAAAAUGCAGAUAAUAAAAAAGCCAUUUGCCAAGCUGGAACCAAAUGAGUUGUUUUAAUUUAGUGUUCUGUACAUUAUUACUUUUUUUUUUUUUUCCAGUGGAGGUUCCUUCUUGACCUUCUGAAGUUUGACUGAGAUCAGCCACAAGGAUAUGUCACGUCUUUGAGAUUUACACCAUGAUUAUGCCAGAGGGCAUGGUGUCUAUUAGCAUGUUGGAAUAUGUGUAUCUUGUCUGACGUCUAUAAAGGUACAAUAGGUAAUUUCGGACUUAUAAUGGUCAAGAGAGGAAUUGCAGCAACAAACACGCUGAAACCACAACACUGUUUAUCCCUCCCCCUUCUCUGUAAACAUGCUGACGUUGAAACGCCAUUGGCUGUGGCAAUUAGAACCAAUUUUCAACCAAUGAGCUUUAUUAUGUUUUGGUACAGAGUGCCGGCCUGUCAACUGCAUUUUUGAAACACAAAUUUAAAGACUAUAAACACAGGCAGAGGGUGAGUCAAGUGAGCCUUUUUCAAUGAUAGGAUCCGAUUUACAAUGGUCUUACAAUGGUCUUGUUUUAACACAAAAAUCUUACCUGUUGUACCUUUAACAUUUAUAUUUGUUCUGUUUAUAUUUAGUUUUUUUGUAAGGAAGGCUGCGCUGAAGGAAGGUGUCCAUUUUGUGCUUUAGUUAGCGGUAUUGUAAUUCCAUAAGUAAGCCUGCUCAACAUGUGUCUGUCUUUUCUGUAAAGCAUUAGAGUACGUUUCUUCUAAGGCAUGCAAACAGAAGGUCUGACACACAUUUUUGGUGCUUAAUCAUCUUGAAUGCUUUUAUAUAGAUUUUUAUUGGACUUUUAAUUUCAUCACCUGUGUUCUGUUUGAAGGUGAAACAUCCUCAAAGUAUGUGCACUAUUCAUAUAAACACCGAUGACUCGAAAAGCUUAAAUAAAGAGAUCUCUGAAACCCA